AUGACAGACGUUCCUCCUUCUUCGUCAUUGACUGACGAGGAAAUAGAGGCUUUCCUAGCAACACGACCGUUGAGGGAUCGCCAAGAUGCUUCUACAGAGGAUGAUAAUACAGAUUUAAUGGAAUUACUGAUGAACAAUAAUUGGUCCUUGCCGAAUCAUUUGACUUCUAUACGAGAUGGUACAGACCAGCAACAGAACUAUGAUCACCAGAGAAAUCAGCAAGGCACUACAACCUACUCGAAUCAGAACACACCUUCCGCCUUCGCGGCUCAAUUUAUGCCAGGCACACCCGAACAGGGAAUACUACUUCGUGCGUUGGCAGAACAACAACAAGAAGGCAGAAAUACACAAUCAGGCACAGAACGGAACGAUGAGCUUUUAUCAAUACGAAUCUCCCCACGAAUUGCGACAAGAUCGACAAACCCUAAUGUGGCCCAGCUUAGUCAUCAGACUUACCAAGAUAGAGAUCCAACAGGAACACUUUCCGCUUCGACUUCUUUCUCAUCCAGUCAAGACGAUGGUGCUAGUAGAACACUUUCUGAUGGUACGCCAGGAACGGCCGGUGGGAAGAGUGAGAUCCCGCCUUCGCUUUCGGCUGAAUUAGCAGGUUUAGGGUUGGACGUUGAUAAUUUCUAUAAAAGUACGAUGAUGCAACCCAAUCGAUCAAAUGACGAGUAUGAAGAAGAUGUAUUUAUGGAUACGGCAGAUUCAUCAAUGCAACGAACAUCUUCUUCUUCGUCUGCAUCAACAACAAAACGCACGACGGGUAUAGGUGAUCAAAGUUUAUUCUCACAGAAUACGACUACAUCUUCGGGUUUAGAUGAUUCAGUCUAUUCAACAAACGAAGUAGAUAACUCACGCUGGAUUCAUGGAAGGGACACUCCACCAGUCUCGCCUUCGCCGCCAGGAUCAAGAGAUUCGCUUUCAAUCGCUGAUCGUUAUGCUGCAAUUGGGAAGAGCAGGGAUGUACAGAUGACUACUACAACGUCUGACAUGGGACCAUCAUAUGGCUUCCUUCAGCCUAGUACAAAGCAAUACCCAGGAUCCAGAUUAUCCAUCGGAGGAAUGGAAUAUCCUCAAACAUGGCCAAGGACGUUCAGUACAGGAUCAGGAGCUGCGGGUACGAUGAGUUCUUCGACCGAUUCUAGUACACAAAAUACGCCAUCUUUAUCCUCUUCAACUGGUUUUAUUGGACCGGAGAGAAUGCGAAAUAAUGCACGUUCGCCAAUUCAACAUUCUCGAAGUGAUAAUCCGAUUUACAGUGCUGGACGUUCUCCGCAGUUGAGAUUAGCUCGUUCACCCUCAACGUCUUCUUCGAUUUCUCAACAAAAGGAAGGAACGGCUGCUUCUACGAUUGCGGCAGCGUCGGCAGCCAUAGGAUCGAGCAGCUCUAGACGCAAUAGACCAUCUUCACGUUUGUUAACAAUGCCAGAAGCGGCUAAUUUGUCCGUUGAAAGUUUACGAUCGGAUUAUACUCCAUCUUUAACAUCUCGAAUGAGGAGCGGAUCAAGUAUUGGCACAGGCGGUGAAAGUAGCGGAAGAGGAAAGGAGAGGAAUAAGAGAUGGAGUACAUCCUUUAUCAGUCCUACGUCCUCAUUUGAUCAACCAAUCAAUCGAAGACGAGCGGGAAGAAGUGGUGAAUCAGAUCAAUACGAAGAAGUUUCGAAUGCGUUGGAAACGUUGCGAACAUUCUUGCGUCAACGGGAUGGUAAUAAUGCAAAACAAACAAUCAUUCCUUCUCGUCGAUCUUCUACUUCGCAAUUUAGUAAUUUGACGGCGAUGAGUAAUGAAGCACUUCAGUCCGCACAACAGGGACUUGGCACCUCCUCUCCAAUACAAAAGGUAUUGCGUCACCCGCCUGCAGGUCCAUUGCCACCAAGAGGUUCACUGUAUGAUAGAAAUGAAGCUGCGGCGCUUCAUGCACAUGAAUUGGCCUCUAGGUCAUCAUCCCAUUCACUUUCUCCCGCUACGUCUAUCAAUCUUUCACCGCCUGCAAACGAUCCACGAUCGCAUAUUCGGACGAAUACAAAUUCUCCCAUGUCUAGCAACUUCCAAAGGCAACAACAUCGACAUAAUCGAUCAACAUCCUCCGCUUCGAUUGAUAGGAUUGCCGCUUUGGAAGAUCUGGCAGAUCGUGUGAGACGAAUGCGGGAAGAAGAUCGAUCACUGCAAGUUUCCAUGCAAGAGAAUGAUCAUUUCGGUCACCGUCAGUAG
Messenger RNA from Meira miltonrushii, 2214 nucleotides. RefSeq lists its product as uncharacterized. The transcript has 2 exons. Lineage: Eukaryota; Fungi; Basidiomycota; Exobasidiomycetes; Exobasidiales; Brachybasidiaceae. The coding region runs from base 1 to 2214 and encodes 737 amino acids. The record is from RefSeq and is a predicted model, not a curated record.